Panicum virgatum (switchgrass) is the source of this 2327-nucleotide messenger RNA. RefSeq names its product ferredoxin--nitrite reductase, chloroplastic. The record is from RefSeq and is a predicted model, not a curated record. The coding region runs from base 16 to 2136 and encodes 706 amino acids. NCBI's taxonomy places the organism in Eukaryota, Viridiplantae, Streptophyta, Magnoliopsida, Poales, Poaceae. Gene Ontology annotation, molecular function: oxidoreductase activity; iron-sulfur cluster binding; heme binding. The transcript is spliced from 3 exons.
AAACACGAGUAGAACAUGGUUUGUUGGAGCCUACUAGAGCCGGACCCAGCGGGACGUGGGCACGUCGGUAAUUCUGCACCCGGUGGCUGCCAUUUCGCGGCGCGCGGCAUCUGCCCUCUUGAACUCCCCAAGGGCCAAGAAGCGGUGCGGCGCGGCCCCUCCCGCCCCACAAUAAACAUCCACACGCUCGCCACCCAUGGCCACCACCACCGCCGCAGCACAGGCACAGCAGCCGCGGCAGCAGUGCCACCGCCACCGCCACCAGCAGCCAUGGCCUCCUCGGCGUCCCUGCAGCGCUUCCCCCUGCCCUCCGCGCACGCGGCGUCGUCGUCCUCGUCCCGCCGGCGCCCCGGCCGCGCCAGGGCGGCCGUCUCCGUGCCGUCGCCCACGCCGGCGGCGGGCGAGGUCCCCGCGGAGCGGCUGGAGCCGAGGGUCGAGCAGCGGGCGGGAGGGUACUGGGUGCUCAAGGAGAAGUACCGCACGGGGCUGAACCCGCAGGAGAAGGUGAAGCUGGAGAAGGAGCCCAUGGGGCUGUUCAUGGAGGACGGCAUCAAGGACCUCGCCAAGAUCCCCAUGGAGGAGAUCGACGCCGCCAAGCUCACCAAGGACGACGUCGACGUUCGCCUCAAGUGGCUCGGCCUCUUCCACCGCCGCAAGCACCAGUACGGGCGGUUCAUGAUGCGGCUGAAGCUGCCCAACGGCGUGACGACGAGCGAGCAGACGCGGUACCUGGCGAGUGUGAUCGAGGCGUACGGUGCGGACGGGUGCGCGGACGUGACGACGCGGCAGAACUGGCAGAUCCGCGGGGUGACGCUCCCGGACGUGCCCGCCAUCCUGGAGGGGCUCCGCGCCGUCGGCCUCACCAGCCUGCAGAGCGGCAUGGACAACGUGCGCAACCCCGUCGGCAACCCGCUCGCCGGCGUCGACCCCGACGAGAUCGUCGACACGCGCCCCUACACCAACCUGCUCUCCUCCUACAUCACCAACAACUCCCAGGGCAACCCCACCAUCACCAACCUGCCGAGGAAAUGGAACGUGUGCGUGGUCGGCACGCACGACCUGUACGAGCACCCGCACAUCAACGACCUGGCGUACAUGCCGGCGCUCAAGGACGGCAAGUUCGGCUUCAACCUCCUCGUGGGCGGGUUCAUCAGCCCCAAGAGGUGGGGCGAGGCGCUGCCGCUCGACGCCUGGGUCCCUGGUGACGACGUCAUCCCGGUCUGCCAGGCUAUCCUCGAGGCGUACAGGGACCUCGGCAACAGGGGCAACCGCCAGAAGACGCGCAUGAUGUGGCUCAUCGACGAACUCGUAAGCAAGGCCUCCCUCCUUCAAUUUGAAUAUCCGAUUCAUGAUGCUUCAGCAGCUGACGACGAGAACACAUUGCUUAUUAUGCAGGGGAUGGAGGUGUUCCGGUCGGAGGUGGAGAAGAGGAUGCCGAACGGGGUGCUGGAGCGCGCCGCGCCGGAGGACCUCAUCGACAAGAAGUGGCAGCGCCGGGACUACCUCGGCGUGCACCCGCAGAAGCAGGAGGGCCUCUCGUACGUGGGCCUGCACGUGCCCGUCGGCCGGCUGCAGGCGGCGGACAUGUUCGAGCUCGCGCGCCUCGCCGACGAGUACGGCUCCGGCGAGCUCCGCCUCACGGUGGAGCAGAACGUGGUGCUCCCCAACGUCAGGAACGAGCGGGUCGGCGCGCUGCUCGCGGAGCCGCUGCUGCGGGAGCGCCUCUCGCCGCGGCCGUCGCUUCUGCUCAGGGGCCUGGUGGCGUGCACGGGCAACCAGUUCUGCGGCCAGGCCAUCAUCGAGACCAAGGCGCGGGCGCUGCAGGUGACGCGGGAGGUGGAGAAGCGGGUGGCCGUGCCCCGGCCCGUGCGGAUGCACUGGACCGGCUGCCCCAACAGCUGCGGCCAAGUGCAGGUGGCGGACAUCGGCUUCAUGGGCUGCCUCACCAAGGACGGCGACGGCAACAUCUGCGAGGCGGCGGACAUCUUCGUCGGCGGCCGCGUCGGCAGCGACUCGCACCUGGCGGACGUGUACAGGAAGGCCGUGCCGUGCAAGGACCUGGUGCCCGUCGUGGCCGACCUCCUGGUGGAGCGGUUCGGGGCCGUGCCCAGGGAGAGGGAGGAGGACGAGGAGUAGGAGCAGAGCACCCACCGGGACGUCUUCAGAAUCAGAGCCGACUUGCCGUUCCUUCUUUCUUGUAAAGUAGACGCUGCUGCCUUGUUCCAUGGCACGAUUUGUUUUUGGUGGUGUUGUAGCAAAAAAGCUAAGGUUCCCUUAUUCACGUUACAGAGAAUGCCGAUAAAUAAGAAUCACAAUGCUGCAUGUCA